UCAGUGACGUCGCGAAUCUUCUCGGACAGCUCGGCCCCAGAAGCUCUCCUCACAGAUGGCGUCCGACCAGCUGUGCAGCGCUGAUUUCACAUCACACGGACACACACAUGUGGAUGCAUCGAACAUGCCGGGAGCUGCACGACGGACCGAUAAAGUCGGAAUCUUCGUAUUUGAUGGCCCACGUUGCAGACCCAAUCGAAGAGACACAUUGCUCGUGCCGCAUCGGUGUGAGCUGAUCACGUUCACUCACCCCGGCACACUCGUCUGAUGCUGUCGAUAAUGCUGCGCGCCUUUAAUCCGCAGUCCUCUUGAUAGAUCACUAUCAAGCCGUCAAGGUCCGCCUGCAUGACCGAAUCGACGUACACAUGCACGUGCGUCAAUCCUCCCUCCCUCGCCCACCUCUGUCCUCUGCUGUGCUGAACCGAUGUUGUCGACUUGGCCAUUGAUGUUGUCGAUCAGAUGACGGGUGUCGGCCUUCUCCUGACGAACUUCCUGCACACGCAUAUAAACACAUAAACAUCCGCGUGUCUGCGAGUGAAUGGGUUCUCGUGCAGGUCGAAGUUGGGGCAGACGGCGGCCCUUCAACGUCAGCGGCUUCCUGACCACCUUUCCCACGUUAAGCGCAUUCGCCUUGCUCCUUUCGUCACUUCCCUGUGUGCCAGUGUGUGGUUUUUUGUGUCGCCCUUGGGGAUGGCCCACUUGAUCUGCAACCAUCGCGCGCAAACACAAAGUGGAAGGGUAUACAUACAUUCGUGUGCUCACCUCUUCCUUGCUGUCUCGGUCACGGAGAAGCGGUGCAUGUGCCUCAAGCUGGGAUGAGAGACACACAUGCAGAGCAAUCGCCGCCAGCUCCCCUACCGUGUGUAUCCCUCCCUACGAAUCGUAUCCCCUACCAUUAUGGAGGCCAGUAAUGAACGAAGACGGGGCGUGUCUCUUGGUUUCCACAGACGUCGGAAUAUAAAAUGUAGCCAGCGAUAUGACACUUGUGAUGUCCGCCUCAACAUUGAUGACCUGAGCAAGAUGAAACAGGAGACGCGUAGCAAAAGGUCACAUCAGUGUCCGUUCUUUCGUGACACCCUCCAUGUCACAUUUGUCGUACUAACAUCUGAAUGAAUGCAAUGCAACACACAACACAUGCGCACACCUGGUGUGCGUGGCUACCCUCCCCACGCGGCCCCUCCAGAGGACGCAACGCAUUUGGUGACGUGAGAUACCUGAAUUUCGUGGUUCCAUCACCCGCAAUCAGCUGCUGCCCUGCACACACACAUGCAGACAUACAUACAUACAUUUGUAUGAACUGCCAUCAUCCGUACUUCAAUUCAUGAAUGUAUGAGGUGGCGGUGGCGGUAGGGGUUGACAGACCGUCUCAUCCGCGCCGCCGCUGCCCUUCCGCCAUUGAGCUUUUCGAUGGUCUGAGAGGUGUACAAAGUGAAUGAACGAGGGCGAGAUGCAUACCUCUGAUAGCCGUAUCACCCCCGCCUUCAAGUCGUCCUGCAAAGGACAACCAACACGAGGGAGAGGAACAUUAGCAAAUCGACCACCCAACACACACAAAAAUAACAGAGAGUCGGUCCCGUACCCGUUGUUGCUCCAGGUUGGAAGACCGCUUCCUGACCAUCCGCUCCCGCCAGACACGCAACUCUAUGUCCUCUGUAUUUUCACACAUACACACACGGGGCCGGUCAUACACACAGGCAGGGAAGCCAGUGUCUGGACUGAGUGCACGUGUUAAUGCUGUGUAUCCUUUACUUACCGUGGUAGAAUGUGAGCUCGUCCAUUAGGUCCCUGACCUCCUCAUAUAAGGUCUUGGCGUUGUACUUGGCGAGGCCUGACAGACAGAGCAUGGGCUCUCCAUCAUGGCAGCGCUGAUGGAUGUGCCUUUGUCAGCCGCCUUACGGUCAACGUAGAGGGCUUGGAGAGUCGCGUGGUCGCCCUGGUCCCGGAUGGCCUUCAACGGCAUCCCCACCAGGGGGGGCGCCUCCUUGGCGGACUGCCAUGGGGGAGGCGGCGGAGGUAGCGGGGCUCCGGUCUUGAAAGGCAUGCCGGUGUGGCCGAAUUCACGAAGGGCUUCCUGCUGCAGAAACAAACGCUGACGAACACGCUACACGAGUGCCAGCCAAGCCUCCUUGCCCGGCUCCCACCUCAACCCAGAUACAACACACUGAAGAGGCAUGACACAGCUGAGGUGUUUUACCAUCGUGUAUUGCGCCUGGCCCCUUACAGCUGCACUUACCGGAGAAAUCUGGGAGGCGGUGGAAGUGGAAGUGGAGGCGGGGGUGGCGGUGGCGGUGGACAUACCGCUUCGUCGUUCAGCUCCUCGGCCGCUGGCUGCGAGGCCGCCGCCGCUGACGUGUUGCCGUUGAGGUUCCGGAUGACCUGAAGAGGACAGAAGGGCACAGGGCAGAGUGAAUGAGUGAGUGAGUAAACAAAAUAGUUUCGUUCGAGUGAGUGAACGGGCGAGAUGCCUACCUCUUUCAGCCGUAUGACUUCCACCUUCAACUCGUCGUGCAAAGGACAACCAACACGAGGGAGCGAAACGUUAGUUAACAAAUCGACCACCCGACAGACACACAAUGAGAACAAGUCAAUAGUCGGUCAGACCGUACGUCCCUCUGCUGCUCCAGCCUGAACGCCCGCUUCCUGUCCAGGCGCUCUCGGCAGGCACGGGUCUUGAUGUCGUCUGUAUGUCCACACAU
Messenger RNA from Vitrella brassicaformis, 2696 nucleotides. The record is from the annotation of a GenBank genome assembly. NCBI's taxonomy places the organism in Eukaryota, Vitrellaceae.